CCAGCUUUUUCUGGGUUUGGGUUUUGCCCGCACCCUGGUACCUAUCCCCUGAUGGCGGAGGAAACACAACCAUGGAACCCUCACACUAUCCAUCUUUUACAUGACCAAAAAAAAAAAAAAAGAAAACAACAAGAAAAAAGCACGGCAAAUGUCGCUCUGUUCUGCCCGUCGGCCGUCCGGGAUCUCCAGUGUCCCCGAGGGUCGCCGUAGCCCAGUCCCAGCGUUCUGGUCGUGUCGCCGCCCCGGCCGAAUGUCCAUCCAUGCCUCAGACAAUGUGCCGCGCCGCGCCCUCUUGGCCCAGCCGCCUCCACACCACCACCGCUUAGCCCACCCUCCUCCUCCCCAUUAUCAUCAUCAUCAUCACCCCUUUGAUCUCACCUGCCGAGCCUUUAGCUUUCCUGCACCUUCGCCUCCGCCUUCACCUUCCCCCCAAACAUCAUCAUACCCUCCCGAGGCGGGUCCUGGAAAUCCGGUUCCCACUCUUCCCACUGGCGAGGAGCAGCCGCCCGCCGACGCCCUUCCUCCUUAUCCAGGCGGGCUCCACUUGCCAUCAUCAUUUUGUCUUGCCGAGGGAACUGGCUUGCUGGGGGAGGAGGAAUUCGGCCGCGCGUUGGCCGGGGUAGGUCAGCUAUCGGCAAGGGAUUUGCGCCUGCCAACCAUCUUGGGAUGGGGGACGGGACGCUUAUAUGAAGCCCCCUACCCCUUAACAGCCGCAUCAGCACUGUCUUGCUCACCAUCAACCCUCAACGCCGGAACCGCAAGUCUCUCAACAGGCUUUGUGGCGGAAUCUAUCGUUUUCUUUUCCAAGAUUCAGGUCGGGGGACUUCCACUCUUGUUCGGCAACUACACCACAAGUGCCAGCCGCCUGACCCUCCUAGAUACCCUGUUCCCUUUACCAGAGACCGACAAGAGGACCCAAAACCACGAGAAGGCUCGAUAAGGCUCAUCAUCUCGAUAGCCGGUGCUAUACGGGAACGGCGCAUCGCAAGUGCACACCAACGCACCAAACGAGCCAUACGGCACUAUGCAAGGCGGCGUCACUGAAGCGCUGCUCCAGUACCUGGGGCAGCACUGGCUCAGCGUUGGCGUCGUCGUCCUAGCUGCGUGGCUUGUUCGGAAUCGGUACCAUAAUGGCCUCAACAAGUACCCUGGCCCCCUUUUGGCCUCCUUCACCGAUCUCUGGCGCUUCUGGGACGUUUAUGGCCGGCGGCCCGAGGUUACGCAUCAGAAGCUCCACGCCAAGUACGGCGACGUCGUGCGGCUCGGGCCCAACAUGCUGUCCAUCUCGGACCCCAAGGCGGCCAAGGCCAUAUAUGGUCUGAAUAAAGGCUUUGUAAAGUCCGACUUUUACAUUGUGCAACAAUCCGUUGCCAAAGGCCAGAGGCUGCCGUCGCUCUUUAGCACGACAGACAACGACUUCCACGCGCAGUUCCGGCGCUGCGUCAACGGGGCUUUCGCCAUGUCGGCCCUCGUGCAGUACGAGCCCUUCGUGGACAACACCACCAAGCUCUUCCUGCGCCAGACCGAGACGCUCUGGGCCGACAACGAUGACGGCUGCGACAUGGGCCGGUGGAUGCAGUUCUACGCCUUUGAUGUUAUUGGCGAGAUCACGUACAGCAAGCGCCACGGCUUCGUCGAGAAGAACGAGGACAUCGACGGCAUCAUCGGCUACCUCGGCUGGCUGUUCAACUACGUCGCGCCUGUCGGGCAGAUGCCCUGGCUGGACCUGCUGUUCCUCAAGAACCCCAUCUACCUGAAGCUGUCGCAGUGGGGGCUCAUGGACGCGACCUUCCCCGUGGCCCGCUUCGCGCGCGAGCGCAUGGCCGAGCGCGUCCCGACGCUGCUGACCACCAUGAACGGGGCCAACGCGGCGGACCGCAAGUUCGAGGCCCCGUCGGAAAAGAAGAGCCCCGUCGACUUGGGCUCAACGACCGAGGGCUCGGGGGUGAGGUCCCCCGACCUGCUGUCCAAAUUCCUGGCGGCGCAGGAGGCCCGGCCCGAGUUCAUGUCGGACACGCUCGUGCAGACCAUGGCCGUCUCCAUGGCGUUUGCGGGCUCCGAGACGACCGCCAUCACCCUCAGCGCCGUCUUCUACUACCUCCUGCGCAACCCGGCCGCCAUGGCCCGCCUGCGCGCCGAGAUCGACGGGGCCGCCCGGGCCGGCAUGUUCAGCGACUACGAGACGGGGCUCGUGACGUGGCACGAGGCCCAGCGCCUGCCCUACCUGGACGCGUGCGUCAAGGAGGCCUUCCGCGUCCACCCGGCCGCCGGCCUGCCCAUGGAGCGCGUCGUGCCCGCCGGCGGCUGCGAGAUUGCGGGCCGCCACGUGCCCGCCGGCACCAUCGUGGGCGUGUCGGCGUGGGUGGUGCACCAGAACAGGGACAUCUUUGGCGACGACGUCGAGGCGUACCGGCCCGAGCGGUGGCUGGUGGACGAGGACAAGGUGCGGGCGGCCGAGGAGCGGCGCGUCAAGGAGAUGGGCGGCAUGAUGCUGCACUUUGGCAUGGGGUCGCGGACGUGCAUCGGCAAGAACAUUAGUCUGCUCGAGAUUUACAAGGUCGUGCCGAGCCUGCUGAGGAAGUUUGAGAUCGAGUUCCAUGACCCGACGCAGGACUGGGAGAUUGUGAACUCGUGGUUCGUCAAGCAGAACAACUUCAGGACCAAGUUCCACCGCCGGGAGCUUGUGCGUCCGGAUGGAGAUGUCGCUUCGUCGUAGAUAUAGAUUCUUCUUUUCCCGCCGUGUUUUUUUUUGGGGGGGAUUGGAUGAAGCAGCAAUACUCGGGACGAGAUAUCCACAUACAACUGCAAUUACUCAUAUAAAAGAACACAGCAACAUGGCAGCAUGUUUUUGAUAGUGCCCGCAUCCCCCUGACGCGAGAAGUGACA
Messenger RNA from Gaeumannomyces tritici R3-111a-1, 2886 nucleotides. RefSeq names its product pisatin demethylase. The transcript has 3 exons. The coding region runs from base 1025 to 2716 and encodes 563 amino acids. The record is from RefSeq and is a predicted model, not a curated record. Gene Ontology annotation, molecular function: iron ion binding; monooxygenase activity; oxidoreductase activity, acting on paired donors, with incorporation or reduction of molecular oxygen. Lineage: Eukaryota; Fungi; Ascomycota; Sordariomycetes; Magnaporthales; Magnaporthaceae.